AGCUCGCGCCUCCAGCGGAAGUCAUUUGUUUCCUCCGGUCCAGCGGUCCCACUGACCGGACCAUGAGCGGGAAGGCCCGGCGGAAGGUAGGACUUCUGGUGGGUCCGCGAGCCCGACCUGAGCAGACCGCGGCGGUGACGUCAGGGCGGCUGGCGGGAAAAGCGAAGGAGAACCGAGAACCGGAACCUUCCGGUCCAGAACCUGCCGAACCGGAACCUCCUCCCCGACCCAAGCCCGACUACUCCCUGUACUCCACAGACUCCGAGGAGCAGGUCUCCAGCCUAUCCAGGGGUUUGGACCAGUGUGCUGCCUUGCUAAGCGGCAUUCUGCAGGCGGACGGAGCAGCUCAGACAGCAGGUCCUCAGAGAACCCAGACGAGGCAAGUGGAACCGAGACGCUCCGCCCUCAGAGGACAGACGGGUGUCACCAGAGCGAUGAAAGAAGGAGGAGCCAAACCCAGAGCAACACAGGGGAGGACGGCCUGCAGGAAGCCGCCGCGCAGAGCUGCAGACCUUCAGGGUUCAGAAGCAGCAACCCACAGAACCUCUCCUGCCCGGCCCCGCCCUAUUCUACGGCGCCAUCAGAACCUUUCCCGGGGCCAUGGGGCGGACGCCGUUCCCAAACCGGGUCAGGACCCGUUCAGCUGUAGCGUGGGAACAGAGGCGGAGAGCGUCCAGAACCUUCUGGAGGAACUCAGAACCCUGAUCGCCGGACGAGGCAGCGUAGCAGAGCGGCUGCUGGUCCGUCUGGAGCGGAGCCUGGGUCAGAACCCGCCAUUCUGCAGGUGUGGGACAGAUCAGAACCAGAAGGUGGAGGAACCGCAGAACCAGGAGGAACGUCUGACCUCAGGAGAAGCAGAACUCCAGAAGCAGCUCCUCCUCGCUCAGUCCAGACUCCAGGAGCUCCAGGACGACCUGGCAGAACUACGGAAGGCGCUGCAGGACACGCGGAGCCAGCUGAGGGACAGCGAGGCGGAGAAGGGACUGAUGAGGACAGAGCUGGAGGCUGCCAGAAAGCGGCUGCUGGAGAGCGAGCGAGAGCAGAGCGAGCUGGCCUCGCUCGCCCAGCAGAGACUGCAGGAAGUGGAGGAACUGAGGAGGCUCCUUCCGGCCCGCGGUCCGUCGGACCAUCAGAACUCUCCGCGGUUCUCCCCAGCCGCGGCCUCCGGCGAACACAUCCAGCGGUACCUGGCGUCGCUGACCCAGGCGGAGCCUCGGAACCUCCGAGUGGCUGCGGAGCGAGACGGAACCGGGUCGGAGGCGCCAGAGUCCUGGUCCAACUGGAGCAGGAGGUCCGAGUCCAGCUUCAACACCAGAGACGAGGCGGCGUUCAGGGACGGCCUGGCGGCUCUGGACGCCAGCAUAGCCAGCCUGCAGAGAACCAUCCAGCUGGACCUCAGGAAGUGACCUUUGGGAGGCUGCUGGGACGCCGUCCUGCUGCUUUUAUAUCAGAUUUAACUCGUU
Messenger RNA from Cyprinodon tularosa, 1463 nucleotides. RefSeq names its product coiled-coil domain containing 14 (gene ccdc14). Gene Ontology annotation, cellular component: centriolar satellite. Gene Ontology annotation, biological process: protein localization to centrosome. The record is from RefSeq and is a predicted model, not a curated record. NCBI's taxonomy places the organism in Eukaryota, Metazoa, Chordata, Actinopteri, Cyprinodontiformes, Cyprinodontidae. Bases 63 to 1406 code for a protein of 447 amino acids. The transcript has 11 exons.